UGAUCCAGAUGCAGAUAAAUUAAAGCCUGUGUCAGCAAAGGAGGGAGAAUCUGUCACUCUAAAUACUGAUUUUAAAGUACAGAAAGAUGAUCUGAUGCUGUGGAAGUUUGGACGAGCCACAGUCGGAUGCAAAUAUAAUCCACUUCAUCAUGUCCCGUGUCAAAGUGAUGUGACUGCCAUCGCUAAAAUUGAUGGAGAAACCCUUGAGGUCUCAUCAGAUACUGGUUACAGUGAGAUGUUUAAUAAUAGACUGAAAAUGGACAAACUGACCGGAUCUCUUACCAUCACAAACAUCAGACCUGAACACUCUGGGUUUUAUAUACUACAGAUUAGUAACAACACUGGGACCAAAUACAGGAGAUUCAACGUUACUGUUAGUGCCGUCACGAAAUCCCACUCGCAUGUAGUUUGGAUGUCAAUCGCUAUAGUGCUUUUGUUGAUGGUGGCGGUUUGGUGUUUGGCUACGGGCUUUAAAAACUGGCGCAACAGGAACUUUUUGUUCGGGAAACUGAGGUCAUAUAACUGCUGUCAAUUUACGGGGGCGCAGGAACCGGAAUCAAUGCCAAAAUCAGUGAUAGAGGGAGAGCCUGUCACUCUCAACACUGAUCGUACUGAACUACAGAGAGAUGAUGUGAUAGAGUGGAAGUUUGGAGGCAGCGUCAUAGCAAAAAUCAGCAGAGCAGCCAAUAAGAUCUGUCAGAAGACUUAUGAUGGUGCUGAUGAGAGGUUCAGAAACAGACUGGAGCUGGACUGUAAGACUGGAUCUCUAACUAUCACAAACACCAGAACCACAGAUUCUGGAGAUUAUCAACUACAGAUUGCCACCAAUGGAAAAGUGGAACUAUACCGAAAAUUCAAUGUUUCUGUCUUAGAUUCCAGUCAAAACAUACCUAAAGAGUCAGUUGAGUCUCCUUUGAUGAGUGAAGAGAGAUGCAGCAGCUCCAAUAUGGAGUUGGAGUUGGUUUGUCUCGAGUCCCUCAUCAGUACCGUGAAUCACUGCCGUCGUUUAGUUUGGAUGCGGUCAGAAGAGGCGUUAAAAUGCGGAACCAUUCUCUCCUUUUGUGGGUUUUUAUUAUUCGUGGACGGUGUGUUUGGUGCUGCUGAAGUGUCAGUGUCAGUAUCAGUGAUGAAGGGAGAUUCAGUCACUUUACACACUACUGUUUCUGAACUACAGAGCGAUGAUAUAAUAGAGUGGAUGCGUGAAGAUAAUGUCAUCAUAGCUGAAGUUAAAAACAACAAAUAUGAAAUUAAAAACAACAACCCAACAAAUGAUGUUCCUGAUAGGAGUUUCGAAGGCAGACUGGAGCUGGACCAUAAAACUGGAUCUCUCACCAUCAAAAACAUCACAUCUCAACAUGAAGGAAUUUAUAUACUAGACAUCGGGGGUAGACAUCUAAUAUCCAAGAAUUUCAGUGUUACUGUUCAUGAUGAUGUGGAGUCACUGUCAGUGAUGGAGGGAGAUUCUGUCACUCUACACACUGGUGUUACUAAAAUACAGAGAGAUGAUGUGAUACGGUGGUUUGGAGAUCAAGGCACCCUCAUUGCUGUGUUAACCUGUUAA
Messenger RNA from Sinocyclocheilus rhinocerous, 1561 nucleotides. RefSeq lists its product as uncharacterized. Lineage: Eukaryota; Metazoa; Chordata; Actinopteri; Cypriniformes; Cyprinidae. The transcript has 8 exons. The coding region runs from base 95 to 1561 and encodes 488 amino acids. The record is from RefSeq and is a predicted model, not a curated record.